GCGGUCCAGGGCGAUCAGCACCCACAGACCCUUCAAGUUUACGCACUGGCUCACCGGUCAGGCCUCCUCUUUGCAAGGACCGUGGACGCUGAAGAAUUGGAACUUAAGAAGAAGUUGAGUCUCAUCGGCGAGCAGAGUGAUCGGCGACGAGGAGGAACCAUAGGUGAUCGGCGAUGACGAUGUCGAGUGGGUGGACGAGGAGGAGCACGGCGGCGAGGCCCGUCACCCUGUGCCUGUGGCUGGCUCUCGGCGCAGCCGCCCUGAUGCUACCCCAGGCACAUGGAGAAUCAGCCGCGGAGCUGACCGAGGUCACCAACAAGGUCUUCUUCGACAUGCAGAUCGACGGCAAGCCUGAAGGCCGGAUUGUCAUUGGACUCUUUGGGAAGACUGUUCCUAAAACAGCAGAGAACUUCAGAGCAAUUUCCACAGGAGAGAAAGGACUGGGCUCGCACGGUAAACCACUCUUCUACAAGGGGUCCACAUUCCACAGGAUCAUUCCAGGAUUCAUGAUCCAGGGAGGUGAUUUCUUGAACGGCGACGGAACGGGCUGCGAUUCCAUCUAUGACGGCGAGAUUUUCCCUGAUGAGAACUUCAAGCUCGGUCACGCUGAAGCUGGUACUAUUUCCAUGGCCAAUUAUGGGAAAGAUACAAACGGAUGCCAGUUUUUCAUCACCACCGUACCAGGAAACCGGUUACCGAAGAAGUUGGACGGGAUACACGUUGUGUUUGGCAAGGUGCUUAGUGGAAUGGAUGUUGUCCACAAGAUUGAGGCUGUAGGCCAGCCGACUGGUGUCCCCAAGGCCAAAGUCGUCAUAGUUGAUUGUGGGGAGCUGCCCAAGUCUGAUGAGCUGUAGUGAUCCGAUCCAUCUUUGAUGGAAGCAUGAGUGUUAGUUUUCAGUGUGGUCUUGUUUUUUAUUUGGUCAGAGCUGGUUUGUGUUUGAGUUUGAGUAUAAUGACUUCUGUUUAUGUA
Messenger RNA from Setaria italica (foxtail millet), 970 nucleotides. Its product is annotated as peptidyl-prolyl cis-trans isomerase CYP20-1. Bases 174 to 854 code for a protein of 226 amino acids. The record is from RefSeq and is a predicted model, not a curated record. Gene Ontology annotation, molecular function: peptidyl-prolyl cis-trans isomerase activity. NCBI's taxonomy places the organism in Eukaryota, Viridiplantae, Streptophyta, Magnoliopsida, Poales, Poaceae. The transcript has 7 exons. Gene Ontology annotation, biological process: protein folding; protein peptidyl-prolyl isomerization. Gene Ontology annotation, cellular component: intracellular membrane-bounded organelle.